Molecule: messenger RNA, 903 nt
Organism: Punctularia strigosozonata HHB-11173 SS5
Lineage: Eukaryota; Fungi; Basidiomycota; Agaricomycetes; Corticiales; Punctulariaceae
Exons: 3
Source: RefSeq, a predicted model, not a curated record
UCCGACGACGACACUAAUUCGGAUUCAGCGUACACGGAUAGUGUCGAUGAUGAUGACUCCGACGUUUUCGCCGAUGACGAGUCGGACUCGGAUGAUGAAGACAUCCCUAUGCUGCUGCCGUCAACCGUUGGCCGCCUCAUCGUCAAAGAAUAUCUCACCCUACAUAGAGACCGUUACCAAGCUCCUCGGACUGGGCUGCCACGAGCUCCAGGCCAUCUCCGACACACACUGGACGUUAUGAAGGAGCAACGUCCGGAUCACUUCCGCAAUGACUUGAGAGUCAGCCCCGCUGUGUUCGACCGAAUUGUCGCAGAGAUCGAGCAUGAUCCGAUUUUCAGCAACCACUCUCAUCAUGCUCAGAUGCCAGUGGAAGAGCAACUUGCCAUUGUACUCUUCCGGUUUGGGCACAACGGCAACUCUGCUGGAGUGUCCCGCAUCGCAAAAUGGGCUGGUGUCGGGAAGGGGACAGUUGAGAAUGCGACACGGCGUGUUAUGACAGCAGUGCUCCGGAGAUCGUUCAUGGACCAGGCUGUUCGUCUUCCAACCACGGUGGAGAAGGAGGAAGCCAAGCGAUGGGUUGAACGAAAAUCGUGUGACGAAUGGCGGGAUGGCUGGCUCUUCGUUGAUGGUACUCUUGUCCCGCUUUACGACCGACCACACUGGUACGGAGAGAGUUACUACGAUCGCAAGUGCAAUUACUCUCUGAACAUCCAGGUCAUAUCUUUGCCAAAUCUGCAAAUCAUCGAUUUCGGCUAUGGCUUCACCGGGAGCACACAUGACUCGACGGCAUGGAAGGAGACGAGGGUGUAUCGCGAGCACGAGAUGAUUUUGGAGGGUCAGGAAUGGAUCUGGGCAGACUCCGCAUAUCCUGUCAAACACUGGGUGAUUGCCCCAUAUAAGAAG